AUGGUGACCCUUGAAGCCAUACAGAAGAAUAACUCCAGCUUGAAGGACUACGGUCCGAAUCUCGUGGCAGUGUUUGUCGGCGGAACCAGUGGAAUUGGUGAAGCAACAGCUCGUGCAUUUGUACGAGACACUGUAUCAUCAAGGGUCUAUCUCGUCGGCCGCAAUGAGACCCAGGCUUCUAAAAUCAUCGAGGAGCUCCGCCAGAUCAACCCAGACGGCCAAAUCAGCUUCGUAAAAUGUGAAGCCGCACGCUUGCGCAGUGUCGAUGAAGCUUGCAAAUCCAUCCAGGAAAGGGAAGAGAAAGUGAACUUGCUGUUCAUGACUGCUGGCAUAAUGACGACCAAGGGGCGCGAUGAAACCGACGAGGGGUUAGAUAAGAAGCUCAGUCUUCAUUAUUACUCUCGGAUGCGUUUCGCAAUGAAUUUACUCCCGCAAUUGACCAAGGCUGCGACAGCCAAUGACUCAGGCAAAAAAGGCCUAGGCGAUAACCUGUCGCGUGUUGUAUCUGUCCUGUCAGCCGGAAGUGAAGAGUCUCUUCAUUUAGAUGAUCUCGAUCUCAAGUCCCAUUACUCACUCAGCAACUGCGCUGGACAUGCCAUCACCAUGAACUCCCUGUUCCUGCAGGAGCUCGCGGCGGUGUAUCCUGCCACCAGUUUUAUCCACGCCUACCCUGGCGGCGUAAAGACUGGUCUUAUGCGGGAAUUCAACCCAAUUGCUCGAGUAGCAUUCAAUGUGUUGACAACGCUUGCCAACCCGUGGAUGGUGCCUUUGAAGGAGAGCGGUGAGCGACACCUGUACGCCUCGACUAGUCCACAAUACCCGCCCCAAGCCUCGGGCGACGGCGAUGUGGCCACUGGGGCUGAUGGCAAGAGUGGCAGCGGUGCGUAUCUUCUAAACUGGGAUGGGUCAAUCACAGGCAAUAAGAAAGUUCUUGAGGCGGCACGCCAGAAUGAAACGGGCAAAUUGGUGUGGAAGCACACUCUGGGGAUCUACACGUCGAUCUGUGGCAAGUGA
Penicillium odoratum is the source of this 1014-nucleotide messenger RNA. RefSeq lists its product as uncharacterized. Gene Ontology annotation, biological process: secondary metabolic process. The record is from RefSeq and is a predicted model, not a curated record. The transcript has 3 exons. NCBI's taxonomy places the organism in Eukaryota, Fungi, Ascomycota, Eurotiomycetes, Eurotiales, Aspergillaceae. The coding region runs from base 1 to 1014 and encodes 337 amino acids.